AUGAGCGAUAGAGUACAAGAAGCGAAUGUUGGCGAGUCCGCUGUUGACAAUGGUCUUGACAUGAAGACAUUAUUUGUGAGAUCAAUCCCUGAGAGUGUGACAGAUGAGCAACUUGCUGAUUUCUUUUCAAAUUUUGCUCCAAUCAGACACGCAGUGGUUGUUAAGGAUGUUAACAAGAAAUCAAGAGGUUUUGGUUUUGUUAGUUUUGCAGUUGAGGAUGAUACAAAGAUAGCUUUGAAAGAGGCUAGAAAGACUAAGUUGGAUGGUGCUCAAUUGAAGGUUGAUAUUGCUAGGAGAAGAGACCGUUCAGGUAAAAAUGAGGACAAGUCUGCACAAAAGGAAAUCGACAGGAACAGCAGUAAGAGAAGCUAUGGGGAUGAAAAUACUGAAGGUGGAGAAGAGGAUGAGUCAUCAUUAUUGAAGGGUAAGCCUAAGUUGAUUAUCAGAAACAUGCCAUGGAGCUGUAGAGACCCAACCAAAUUAAAGAAGAUCUUUGGAAAAUAUGGUGUUGUAGUUGAUGCUAGUAUUCCAAGAAAAAGAGAUGGUAAACUAUGCGGGUUUGCAUUUGUAACAAUGAAUAAAAUCAGCAACUGUAAGAAGGCCCUCGAAGACACAAAGAAUCUAACCAUUGAUGGAAGAAAAGUGGCUGUUGAUUUUGCUGUUCAGAAGAACAAAUGGGAAGAAUACAAGACUAAAUAUGAAAAAGAAGAUGACGAAGCAAAGGAUGACGGAAGUGAUUCCAGCUCCGAUAAAGAAGAUAAAAUAUCAGUUUCCGAUAGUGAAGGCGAUGAGGAUGGCGAAGAUGUAGAGGAAGAAGAAGAGGUAGAAGAGGAAAAGCCAAGAAAACAAAAGAAUAGAAGAGAGGACUUUUCUGUUUUUGUUAGAAAUGUUCCUUAUGAUGCUACAGAGGAGUCAUUGUUUGAUCAUUUCAGUAAGUUUGGUCCUGUUAAAUACGCUUUACCUGUCAUUGACAAGAACACCGGCCUCGCUAAAGGUACUGCGUUUGUUGCUUUCAAAGAUGAGAAGACAUACAAGUACUGUGUUGACAAUUCGCCACAAACAGGUGCUACUUCUUUGUUAAUUGGUGAUGAUGUAUUACCGGAAUACGUUUAUGAGGGCCGUGUUUUGGCAGUAACGCCAACACUUGAACGUGAGCAUGCUGACAGGAUUGCUGAAAAGAAUGCUGAAAAGAGAAAGGAAGCGUUGGGUAAGGGUACUGGUGAAAAGGACAAGAGAAAUCUCUACUUGUUGAAUGAGGGUAGAAUUGCAGAAGGUUCUCAAUUAGCAUCCUUGUUACCUGCAAAAGACAUGGAAAUUAGAGAGAAGUCAUAUAAGCAAAGAGUCGAACAAAUUAAAAAGAACCCAUCAUUAUUCUUGUCUAUGACCAGACUUGCUAUCAGAAAUUUGCCAAGAGCUAUGACAGAUAAGACUUUGAAGGCACUAGCAAGAAAAGCUGUAGUAGAGUUUGCCAAAGAGGUUCAAAACGGUGUAAGGCAUCCUUUGAGUAAAGAAGAAAUUGUACGUUCUACAAAAGAGAAAUAUAAAUUCAUGAACCCAGAAGAAAUCGAGCAGCAAAAGAAGAAGGACAAGAAGCAUGGUGUUGUCAAGCAAGCUAAAAUAAUUAUGGAAGUUAAAGGUUCCACUGUUGGAAGAAGUAGGGGUUAUGGUUUUGUUGAAUAUAAAGAUCACAAGCAUGCUCUUAUGGGCCUGAGAUGGUUGAAUGCUCAUAUGGUUACCACUGAAGAAAUAUUGGAAGGUAUGACAGAGGAGGAACAAAAAUCAAUUCAAGGUGACAUUUCUAAGGGUAGGCAUCUGUGUGUCGAAUUUGCAUUAGAAAACGCUGGUGUUGUCAACAGAAGAAGACAUCAUGAAAAGCAAAGUCGUGAAAUUUCCCGUAAGAGAAAGAGAGAUGAAUUUGACACCGAAACCAAAGCUAAGGAAGAAAAAGAUAAGCAAGAGUCCGAGAAGACUGGUAAAAGUGGUUUGUCCGAUGCGGUUAAAAAAGCUAUCGGUAUGAAACGUAAGAAGAGAAGAAUGGGGAAAAAAUAA
This is a messenger RNA of Nakaseomyces glabratus, 2049 nucleotides long. It is a transcript of the gene NOP4, whose product is annotated as mRNA-binding ribosome biosynthesis protein NOP4. NCBI's taxonomy places the organism in Eukaryota, Fungi, Ascomycota, Saccharomycetes, Saccharomycetales, Saccharomycetaceae. Gene Ontology annotation, cellular component: nucleolus. The record is from RefSeq and is a predicted model, not a curated record. Gene Ontology annotation, molecular function: mRNA binding.